AUGUCGUCCCCCAGCAAGUCCGAUCUCAGUGACCUGGCUACCAGCCCAUCGGAAACCAAGCCUGCUCUUCCCUCCACGUUCAAGACGGCACCCAAGGCCCGCACGGUUUCUGCCUCGAGCAGCACUGGCGGCCCAAGCAGGGUGCGCGCAGCAGCCUCCUUGUGGGAGAACAAGAGCUCCAGCUCGCCGGCUAGCAAGCCUCCUGGGCGUCCGGUCUCACCCGGCAAGCUUCCGGGAACGGGUCGCAUGACGCCGAGCUCGAGCUCUGGGAGGGUCACGCCUUCCUCGCGCCCCACUGCCACGCGCUCCAACUCGAGCGGCGGCCGUGCCACGCCUACCUCGACCGCCAAGCGCACUCCUCUCUCACCCAAGCUCAGCAUACCCAAUGGGCAGGCCAACGGUUCUGUGCCCGGCUCGUUCAAGUCAACGAGCUCCGAGCUCGACAUGGCCUCGCCCCGCUCGGCCACGCCACCGCCCUUGUUGGCUUCGCCUGUGCCGCCUGUGCCAUCACUCCCUGCAGUGCAUUCGCCCGUGGAGAAGGAAAAGGUGGACGUGCUGUCCCGUGAGCCGACUCCGCCCCCUGUCGCUUCUCCUGUGAGGUCGCCCGUUUCCCCAGCCACGUCCACCCUCCUUCCAGCUGCGCCGAUCUCUCCGACAAUUGACCCUUCACCUUCCGUGCCAGAAGCGAAGCCGACGAUCUCUUCUGUGCCACCAGAGUCGGUCAUCGAGGCGAACCUUCAAGGUAACACGCCGCUGGAGGAGAGCGCUAAGAACGACGCCAAGGCCGUGAAGACCUCACCGAAGGCGGACGCCAAGGCUGCGAAGAGUACUGCGCCACAGGUCGAGAGCAAGACCACAUCGAAAGUCCAGCGCAAGGCGGCGCCAAAGUUCAAGGAACUGCGUGAGGACAAGCCCAAGCCCGCACCGGUUAUCAUCAAGAAGCCCGAGAUCAAGCUCGAAGACAAGCUCAAGACCGCGAUCAGCAUCAAGCCUGUCGAGGUCGCCGAGGAGCCGACGGUCGCACGCGACGACGCGACACGAGCAUUGCCGAACGACGACCAGAAUGUCGCUCUAGCUGAAGGCAGCUGCGUCACAGUGUCCUUGGCACCAGCUGUCUCUCCAGCGUCUCCCGCAGCUCCCGUUUUCCAACCACCGCCUUCCGCUCCGACAACCCCUGUCACUCCGUCUCGCGUCGCAGGUGUAACGUCGCUGUUUAGCCGGGUUCUCCCCGCAUCUACCUCGACUUCGACUCUCAAUCCACCUGCAACUCCCACUGUUUUAUCCACUAUGGCCACACCACCCCGCGACUCGUCCAAGAGCGCGAUGAAGGACGAGCACCUCGACGACGCAAGGCUUUCAGACGAGCAGUGGGCCACAGCCAGGGUCAAGGGUAGCGAGACCUCGGGCUCGAGCAACAAGGACCGCGAGAGCACGCCCGCGCCCUCUCCUACGCCCACGCCUACCACCAAAAGCCGCUUCUUCUCCAGCGCGACUUCCGCUUUCAGCACCCUUCAGCUCCCGUCGGUCUCCCUUCCCUCAUUGUCAGCCACUACCUCCUCCCAGUCUCGAUCGGCCGACAUCGCGCUGCCACUCACCGAGGCCUCGCAUUUGACCCCUGCACCAGCUAUGCCUUCAGCGGGGGUGGGCACAUCGCCCGGUUCGUCAUGGCGGACGACCAUGACGCACUUCCUGCAGCGUACGCAGUCCGCGUCCACCACGCCACCUCCGGUCCCCACCACACCUUCUCGGAAUGGCUCAGGAUCAAUCCAGACGCUCAACCGGGCCGACUCGUCGUCCGACUUGUACCACCACAUGCGCGAGGUUGAGCAAGAGCCGCUUGGUGAGGGCUUUGAGCGCGUGCGUAACGAGAUGGAGGUCGCAGCGCGUGAGAUCCGUCGUGAGCGCGUGGGGCGUGGGAUCUCGCUGGGCACGGAUGAGAAUGUCGAUUGGGCUUUUUGGGGGACCGUGGUGCAGGAUUACGAUACAGUGGCCAACGAACGGCCCAAGGAGCUGUCUCGCGCCAUCCAGCAGGGUAUCCCGGCUGUCAUACGCGGUCCGAUCUGGCAGCUGAUGAGCGCAAGCAAGAAUGCCAACCUCGAGGAGACGUACAAGACGCUGCUCAAGCAGACGAGCCCUUACGAAAAGAACAUCCAGAAAGACAUCAACAGAACGUUCCCGUCGCACAAGUUCUUCCAGGGGGCGAGUGGCCAGGAAGGGCUGUUUGUCGUCUGCAAGGCGUACUCUCUGUACGACCCCGAUGUUGGCUACACCCAGGGCCUCGCGUUCAUCGUGGCCACCCUCUUACUCAACAUGCCGGACGAGGAGGCGUUUUGCGUGCUUGUCCGCCUCAUGACGUCUUACAACCUCCGCUCGCACUACCUCGACAACAUGCCAGGCCUCCAGCUCCGUCUGUUCCAGUUCGAUCGCCUCGUCGAGGACGUCCUCCCUCUCCUCAACGCGCACCUUGUGCGCAAGGGCAUCAAGAGCUCGAUGUACGCGUCGCAGUGGCUGAUGACGCUCUUCUCGUACCGCUUCCCCCUCUCCCUUGUCUACCGCGUUACCGACAUUGUGCUGGCGGAGGGCACCGAGGCUGUGUUCCGUUUCGCGGUCGCCCUUCUCCGCAAAUGCGAGGACCAGCUUCUCAAGCUCGAGUUCGAGGAGCUGCUGGCUUUCCUGACCGGUGACCUGUACGAGUGCUACCGCAUCGAGUCUGAGGAUGGCGAGGAGCAUUGGCGCAGCAACGACUUUGUCCGUGACGCCUACCAGACCAGAAUCACGCCGUUAAUGUUGGACCAGUACGAGUCGGAGUGGAACGAGAAGUGUCGCAUCCAGACCGAGCAUCUCCGCCAGCUGGAGGGGUACGCACGCGAGACAGAGCAGCUGCGCGGCGCCAACCGCCAUCUCAGCAGCCAAGUCAAGAACCUUGAGGGGUCACUGGCAACGAUGAACCAGGAGCACGUCGAGCUCGUGCGUCAGCUGGUUCUUGCCAAGAUUGCCAAGGAGGACAUGGAGACGGAACUUGUCAAGUACAAGGCGAUGUGCGCUGCGCUGGCGCAGGGUCGCGAGGAGGAUGUGGAUCUGCCGCACAUCGCGAGCCGUGGUUCGCACACGUCGCUCACGCCGCUGCCACCAAGUCGCCGCGGUAGUGCCGUGGUCUCGCCUACUUCGCACAGCCCCAACCUCUCGCCGCAGCGGUCGGCGGCGUCGGGCCACGCCUCGCCCAUCACCUCGCCCACGGAACGCGUCCCGCCCGGCCUCGCUGGCCGGGCAGACUAG
Molecule: messenger RNA, 3276 nt
Organism: Cutaneotrichosporon cavernicola
Lineage: Eukaryota; Fungi; Basidiomycota; Tremellomycetes; Trichosporonales; Trichosporonaceae
Gene: GYP5
Exons: 5
Coding region: 1-3276 (1091 amino acids)
Source: RefSeq, a predicted model, not a curated record